Symbiodinium sp. CCMP2456 is the source of this 1392-nucleotide messenger RNA. The record is from the annotation of a GenBank genome assembly. NCBI's taxonomy places the organism in Eukaryota, Dinophyceae, Suessiales, Symbiodiniaceae.
AUGGUUGCAGAUCAGUUUGGCUUGGAGGUGGCGACCACCAGGCCGGCCUGUGCCAAGGCAGUGGACUCUUACUAUGAGGCAGUUCUUGCAUACCAGCCCUUUCGAUCGUGGUCCGCGGCAGCCGACGAGGCCAUGCGAGAAGAUGCUGCGUGCCCGAUGGCCCGGGUGCUCGCUGCCGACUGCGCCUUUUGCCAAGGCGAUGCGGCCAAAGCCAAGGACCUUCUGGAGAACUUGAGCAAAGAAGUCGAGGGUGCAUCCGGUGUGUGGUCCUGGCGCGAACUGCGAUAUGUGGAGGCCUGGUGUCGCUGGGUACUUCAUAGCGACCCUGCAGGGUGCUACGAUGCACUCAGCGAGGUCGUGUCACGGCACCCUAGCGACCUGUUUGCAGUAAAGCGUGGGCACAUCAUGGGCCUGAUUCUGGGCGAUGGUUCCAGGAUGUUGUCGAUUGUACAGCCGGCAGCAGACAGUGCCAAGACGACCCCACCUCCGAAGUACUUGCACGGGAUGUGGUCCUUUGCCCUGGAGCAGGAGGGCCAAUACAAGGAGGCAGAGCGCAUCGCUUGGGAAGGCUUUAGCUUCGAGAAGGAGCUUGGGCCGGAUGCCUGGCUGGACCACAGCUUGGCGCACUCUCUCUACUUCCAAGGGAUGGGCCGCUUGGACGAUGCCAUGUCUUUCAUGAAGAAGCGCAGCGAAACUUGGCCCAAGGAGGACCUGCACCCGUUUCUGUACACUCAUUGUUGGUGGCACCUGGCUCUCUUGUACACCGAAAGUCGCAACUUCGAGCCUGCGCUGACCAUCUUUGACGAGCGACUCUGGCCCGAAGGCCCAGAAGGUCUGGCCCAAGGCGGCGAUCCUCAGGUGCAGCUGAAUGCGCUGAAUUUGCUCUGGCGGCUGGAAACACGGCAGCAGGCAGAGGCAGCUGAGCCACGUUGGCGGCGCGUACUGCAGGGCUGCAAGGGACUCUCGUUGCCAAAGGACGGGGCCAAGGGUACUCUGCAGCAUGGCGACCUGUUGUUGGACAUUCUUUUGAUUCGUGGGCUAUGUGUCGGUGCCAUGGAGGACGCCAAGCCGCUGGAUGAGUUUCUCACGGCCGUGAAGAAGCACUCCGAGGAGAUGGCGGCAGGGCCCGGUGGCGCUGGUGGGCGUGCAGAAGCGUACAGGGACAUCGCGCAGUCCGUAGCAGAGCUUUUCCGCUCCGACUUGGCCUCUGCGCAGACAGCAGAGAAGCGGUCGAAGGCGCGCAACUGCAUCCUGGAGCUGAAGCCUCACUGGGGCUGUCUCGGAGGAAGCGAAGAGCAGCGAGGAAUCCUCCUUGAGGCUGUGAAAGGACCGGUAGUGUGCGGAAACCCGCAGGAAGAGGGCAGCAGCAACGGCGGCUGUUACCUACUGUAG